Molecule: messenger RNA, 429 nt
Organism: Nannizzia gypsea CBS 118893
Lineage: Eukaryota; Fungi; Ascomycota; Eurotiomycetes; Onygenales; Arthrodermataceae
Exons: 3
Coding region: 1-429 (142 amino acids)
Source: RefSeq, a predicted model, not a curated record
AUGGCCUCCCCUCCUCCAUGUCUUCUCGGGGCAGUCAACACCCAGGGACACCCCGGUGACUUUGAGACUCUUUGCGGUGAUGGCAGCACCCGGGUCAAUAAGGAUCUUGUGAAGCUUUGCGGAAACGAUUACAAGGAGGCCCUGAAGGGCUUCACGGAUGCUUGCGGCGAGGCCGGAUACAAAAUCCAUCUCACUCCCAUCUCCUCCUCUUCUUCUUCCUCGCCAUCUCACACUGCUUCCAGCACCGGCUCCAUGACCACCUCCGUUGUCUCUCCCACUUCGACUUCUGGCUCCGGCUCCAGCCCCAGCUCCGGCAUGGGAUCAUCUCCCUCCAGCACCGCCCCUCCAAACAAUGUCGGCGCUCUCCAGAAGGCUGACUCGAUGUUCGUCGCUCUUGUUGUUGCCAUUGUCGGAGCUAUUGCCCUGUAA